Molecule: messenger RNA, 705 nt
Organism: Penicillium psychrosexuale
Lineage: Eukaryota; Fungi; Ascomycota; Eurotiomycetes; Eurotiales; Aspergillaceae
Gene: erg2
Product: C-8 sterol isomerase ERG2
Exons: 2
Coding region: 1-705 (234 amino acids)
Biological process (GO): ergosterol biosynthetic process
Cellular component (GO): endoplasmic reticulum
Source: RefSeq, a predicted model, not a curated record
AUGCCUUCUAAAUCCUCAAAGUCUUCCAGCUCCGGCUGCCGCUGUCGCUGCUUCUCCCUGAAGAGCCUCAGCUACCUGGCUAUCUUCCUGGCCCUAUUCUCCGCCGUCUACCGAUUUCUUGAUGCGCGCCUCGAGCAAUUCUAUAUCUUCGACCCGGUGCACCUACACGAUGUAUCUCAGCGCGCUAUCAGCGCCCACGGCGAAGACACCCGCUCUGUCGUCAACUUUAUCGUCGCUGAGCUGGAGCAAAAAGUCGGCCCCAACUACCUAAGCACCCAGGAGGAGUGGGUUUUCAACAACGCCGGCGGCGCCAUGGGCGCUAUGUACGUGAUUCAUGCUAGUAUCACAGAGUACUUAAUCAUCUUCGGCACCGCUAUCGGAACCGAAGGCCACACCGGCCGCCACACCGCCGACGACUACUUCCACAUCCUCCAGGGCACCCAGCUCGCCUACUCCCCCGGAGAGUUCAAGCCGGAGGUCUACCCGGCCGGCAGCGUGCACCACCUAGUCCGCGGCGAGGUCAAGCAGUACAAGAUGGAUGAGUCUUGCUUCGCGCUCGAGUACGCCCGUGGCUGGAUUCCCCCCAUGCUCUUCUUCGGUUACGCCGAUACUUUCUCCAGCACCCUGGACUUCCCGACGUUAUGGGCUACCACGCGCAUCACGGCCCGAGAGAUGGUUGGCAACUUGUUACAGUUGAAGCUAUAA